GCUCAUGCUCACCACCACAACUCACUGCACCAUCUCCUCUCACUACACCUACAGCAGCAGCGGCAUUGUCCCAGAGCGAGCAUCAUCAACUAGCUCAUCCGGCAAUGGCUUUCAACCCAAACCCUCCAGGCCUCGGCUUCCCCUUCCCCUUCUUCCCUCCACCCAACACCUACGCUCCUCCAAACCCUUUCGGUCCAAGGCCGCCACCAAGCCCUUUCGGUCCAAGGCCGCCGCCACGCCCUCAAGCGCCGCCACCGCCACGACAGCCUGCGCCACCCGUUCAACCCCCGCCGCGCCCUCAAGCCCCACCACCACCACGGCAGCCUGCGCCACUCAUUCGACCCCCGCCGCCUCCACGCCGUGCUCCCCCGCCACCAACCCAGCCUCCUCCUCCACGCCGUGCUCCACCUCCGCCAACUCAGCCCCCACCUCCACCCCGGCGUGCGCCACCGCCGCCGCGCCGUGCUCCACCUCCACCCUCACCACCGCCACCUCGUCGUGCUCCACCCCCACCAUCACCGCCCAUUCGCCCACCUCCACCACACCCACUAGCCCCACCACCACAUAUCAGCCCGCCAACACCUCCGCCUAGCCCUCCACACCACAUGGUCAUCAUCAUGGUGUUCGUCUCCCUAGGCGGGCUCCUCCUGCUUGCGUGCCUAGCUGCCUUCUGCUUGCACAAGAAAAAGAAGAGGAAGACAGAAAGGAGGGCAGAGGUACUGAACUUCAGCGACCAUGUCCAUGUCCACAAAUCGGCCAUGUCAGGGCCUGGGGGAUCCAAGGCCGUCAGGCUGACAGUUGACGAGGACGUCAAGUUCCAAGAGGUGGUUAAGGAAUCAGAGGCCGUCAACAAAGAGUCAGGCACAGCCACAGCAGGAAACCACAACGCUUGGAUGUGGAACAAGAAACAGAAGGGCAAAGCAAAGCAGGAUUCAGAGGUCAUCAACGUCACCGGACACAUCCAUGUUGAUGAGAAGAUCGAGUCAGGGCCCCACGGCGAGAAGAUUGAGGUCCUUUCAGAAGAUGAAGAUAUCAGGUUUGAAGAGGCAGACAACAAAGAAAAAUCAUCUGCAAAAUCAAAGGCACGCGUUACCAAGUUCUAAGACGAUGGCACAAUCUGCCCAAGAUUGCCUGCACUGAUGACACUUCAGCAGCUCGAGGCAAUGAUCAAAUCCACACCCACACUGGUUUCAUGCAUUUAUUAUUUUGAUAAAGACUGUAUCUUCCUUCGUGUGAUUGAAAUAAGGGCGUCGGAGACCCAAUUUGAUUGAA
Messenger RNA from Triticum urartu, 1272 nucleotides. RefSeq lists its product as uncharacterized. Gene Ontology annotation, biological process: plant-type secondary cell wall biogenesis. Lineage: Eukaryota; Viridiplantae; Streptophyta; Magnoliopsida; Poales; Poaceae. The record is from RefSeq and is a predicted model, not a curated record.